This is a messenger RNA of Panonychus citri (citrus red mite), 1139 nucleotides long. RefSeq names its product mediator of RNA polymerase II transcription subunit 31-like (gene MED31). The transcript has 4 exons. The record is from RefSeq and is a predicted model, not a curated record. Gene Ontology annotation, biological process: regulation of transcription by RNA polymerase II. Gene Ontology annotation, cellular component: mediator complex; core mediator complex. Bases 136 to 504 code for a protein of 122 amino acids. Gene Ontology annotation, molecular function: transcription coregulator activity. NCBI's taxonomy places the organism in Eukaryota, Metazoa, Arthropoda, Arachnida, Trombidiformes, Tetranychidae.
UCCCUUUUUCUUAAAACAGAUGAAAAAUUUUCUGACAAUUUUUGGAUCAACUGAAAUUGGAUUAAUUGUUUCAACUGCUGAAAGCAGUUUUUUACUAAUUAUUUUUGUUAAUUGUGAUUAAAAACUAGUUUAAGAAUGGCUUUAGCUUCAAGAAAUGAAACUGAAGAUCAACAAAAGAUGAGAUUCCAAUUAGAACUUGAAUUUGUCCAAUGUUUUGCUAAUCCAAAUUACCUAAAUUUUCUUGCUCAACGUGGAUAUUUAAAGGAAAAAGCAUUCAUCAAUUAUCUAAACUAUUUAAAAUAUUGGAAAAGACCAGAGUAUUCAAAGUAUUUGAAGUAUCCCAUGUGUCUCUAUUUUCUAGAUCUUCUUCAAUAUGAACAUUUCCGUCGUGAACUAUCUUCAAGUGCUUGUACCACUUUUAUCGAGGAUCAACAACUUCUCCAUUGGCAAGGCUACAUUAGGAAAAGAAUGCGACUUUUACAAAAGACUGAUGAACCAACAUAAUUAAUCAUCUCCAAUUAUUAAUCAACAUUGAAGCAAAGAAACAGAGAACAUUUCAUAACUGCAAUACAUUUGUAAACUAAUCUCUCUCUCUCUCUCAUCAUCAAUUUAUAAAUCUUUUGUUUUGGUAAGAUCUUAUCAGCGAUUCUAUUCUUGAGGUUAUACUGUUUUUCCUGGACAAUCGUAAAUCUAUUCAAUAUCCUUAUUAUAUAUCGAGUGUUAAUCACGUAAAUCAAAAUCCAAGUUAUCAAGAUCUCAUUCUGCCUUUUAUAAUAAUCUAUUUGAAUCCACUACCAAAUAGAUUAAUUUAUUAAUUGCUGUGCACCACAAUUUUCAUUCCCUCCUAGUGUUUAAUUUUCUUUGUGUUUACCUCAACUUAAACUGCCAAGAUCUUAACCAACAAUUAACAAAAAUGAAAACAUCAAGAGUAAAACUAUUCCCUUUGCCCAAUUUUCACAAUUAAGAAAAUUUCAACAAACUCCCUUUAAACCAAUACUCUUAAAACAAUUAAAUUAAUCACAAUUGACAAAAAGAAAAUUUUUUUCCAAUUUUGAAGGAGAAACAAAAACAAAAAACGUUAAUUAAUCAUCUUCAAGUUAAUCAACUUACAUUGAGAAUAAAAAUUUUAUCUUCUACAA